UUGUUUAUCUUAUUCUGAUUAUAAUAAUGUUCAAAUUCUUUCUGAUUUAGAAAGUUUUAAUAAGCCAAAAAACUAUGUGAUAGUUGAAAUAAGAAGCUUUACUAAGGCAGAAGAUAUUAUUGAAAUUAAUGUUAAGCCAAAGAAUUUAGUUGAAAUAAAAAGUUUUGUUGAUAUAAGAGAUUUUGAAGAAGAAGGUGUUUUUGGAAAAAAAAGUGUGAUUGAGAUAGAAGGUCUUGAAAGCUUUGUUGGCUAG
This is a messenger RNA of Cetraspora pellucida, 253 nucleotides long. NCBI's taxonomy places the organism in Eukaryota, Fungi, Glomeromycota, Glomeromycetes, Diversisporales, Gigasporaceae. The record is from the annotation of a GenBank genome assembly.